AUGGGUAUAGUCUCGCAAAGAGUGAAUCAGUGUCAUGGUCCUCUCCCAUCCAAGGUCACUGGGUCAGUGCCCCUUCGAGCAGAAAUCCACCUACUUGGCCGUGCUAUUCUCCAGGGUCGGCAUGAUGGACUCUCCCUGCAGCAGCGACAGCGGGACAUUGCCGUCCUUCGGCAUGGGCUGCUGCUGCUGUACGAGGUGGCCAGGCGCCCUUUUCUCAGGGCUUAUGGGCGAGACUCGGAAGAAGGAGAUGGUGAGGAUGAAGAAGACCGCAAGAGCAGUCAGGAUGAAGAACCGCGACGCCGGUCGGUGAGCCAACAUCAUGGCUGCGAGGUAUACGCCGUAGCCUGGUACGCCUUGUCGCUAUUCGUAGUGUAUCAACAACGGUCUGCCGAAGGUGCUGCUGGCAUUGAGCGCCGUUCACAGUCACGCUACAGCAUACGGUGUGAAGAAGAUAAGAGAACAGUGAGUGUCAGAGGGAAGAAAAAGGACAAACUGCCGACGUGUCCUCCUUUGUGCUCCCCUGCCAAUAAGCCAGAGCGACGGGUACGAGUAAGCCCAGCCGGUGGUGUCUUUCUUCUUUGCUUCUUCUUUGCUUCUUCUUCGUCUUCUUCGUCUUCUUCUCUUCGUCUUCGUCGUGGCCAGAUCCGGGGGGGAAGGGCGGCUGCUUAG
Messenger RNA from Trichophyton benhamiae CBS 112371, 669 nucleotides. RefSeq lists its product as uncharacterized. The record is from RefSeq and is a predicted model, not a curated record. The transcript has 2 exons. Bases 1 to 669 code for a protein of 222 amino acids. NCBI's taxonomy places the organism in Eukaryota, Fungi, Ascomycota, Eurotiomycetes, Onygenales, Arthrodermataceae.